This is a messenger RNA of Dreissena polymorpha, 3350 nucleotides long. RefSeq lists its product as uncharacterized. Lineage: Eukaryota; Metazoa; Mollusca; Bivalvia; Myida; Dreissenidae. The transcript is spliced from 3 exons. Gene Ontology annotation, molecular function: protein binding. The record is from RefSeq and is a predicted model, not a curated record. The coding region runs from base 464 to 2737 and encodes 757 amino acids.
CUGUGGAGAAGUCCAUUUAAAACGGUAAAAGUGACUUCUUAAAACAACGUCGUAGCGGAAUUAUUCUUUGUAUAGAAGAUUAAAGUAUUGCAGAUCGAAUAUUGACUGCAUACGGGUUAAGUCGGAUCAAAUAACCAUAGCUGAAAAAGACAAGUCGGAAAUCGAUUAAAUACUUUGUAAUGUAGAGAUUUUUAACAAUAAAUAUUAGACCGGUUAACAUAAACGCUCGCCAAUUACAUGGAAACGUACGGACGCCAUGUUUGUUUUUCGUCGACUAGUUUGUUAGCUCGAGUUUAAAACGUAAACCUGCUCGAUUCAAAAUGGAACUUCGAUGUAUUGUAACAGAGUGAACAAUAAGUAGUUUGUUUGAUUAUCGAUCUGAAAUGAUUGAUUAGAUGAUAUUGAACUCCCAACGGAACAAUUUUAAGGAGGAUUUGCCCAACUAAUACGACAUAAACUCGAAAUGGAGCCGGCUAAUACGAAAUUUAACGCCAAUGGCAUCGCGAUGACCUACGAUCCGAGCAAGGUCAGCCUGACGGACAUUGACCCGGUGUCGAAGUUACCGUACCUCCACGAGUCAUUCGUCCUACACACGUUCGUACCCAUUCGUUACGUGAGACGACAGAAGCCGUUCGACGAUGCCAAUUUCGUCGGACUCUAUCCGGAAGGCUACCGGAUUCCCACGAUCCUGACGAAAGACAGCAAGUUCAAUGUCGUCAAGAAGACGACGUUCGAUGACGCGGUCGUCUGUUUUAUGGUCGGCACAGAAACCGUUGGACAAGACGAGAACAAGACACCGACGAUAGACUGCGUCACGAACCAUCAGUAUACGCGGCCCGGAUAUUUGAAUCUGAACGCAAAAGGCGCAGCCCGUCAAUCAAAAAGCGCGCCCGCGAUCUCACGUGAACGCACUAAGACUAUGUUGCAAUCGGCGGUUUCGACGCGAGGCACGACAUCAAAGACGUAUCUAAAAAACCAGAACAAGCAGCAAGAGGAGUCCGAAAUAGCGGAAGACAACGAACCGCUGACCCCGAGGACCUUUUCCGCGACGCCCGCACCGAAGGCGAAAAGAAAGAAGCUGCCGGAUAACAUCGAAUACGCCUUGGCGCUCAAGCAUCCGGAGUGGCCGGAAGUUGCCGCCGAGUGGGAGUCUCGGGCGCGUAACUGCGGUUGGCCGGGAAAGAGGGUGGAGAAGAAAAUCGUUUCCGGAGGUUGUCACGUGACUCCCGGCGCUCAUCCAAAGAGCGAGGACCCGGAUCUAGAGUGGGAGUAUACGUUUUUUGAAGCGGAACGCGUGAUGGACAAAGAGGCCGUGUCGUCUGUUCAGCGGCAAUGCUUCAUUGUGUUCUGUCUGCUGUGCGCGGACUGCCUGGAUAAGAAAUCCGUAAGUUUACGGCAGCUGAAAUCGGUGUUCUAUUUUAUGUGCGAAACUACGGACCCGCAAAUAUGGCGGUCGAAUAAAGCCGUCUGCGUUAACGCGCUUCUUGAUAGUCUGCUAGACUGUGUGCGAAGUGGAAAUCUGCCGGACUAUUUUAUUCCUAAAAAUAACACGCUUAGUCACGUGGACAAAGAGAAAAUGGUCGAACUCGAAUCAGACAUUUCGAAAAUACGCAACAAUCCUGCGGACGCCCUUUUAGAAAAGACCGAAACUUGUGCAUUUGUUAAUAUUUUUCCAUUUUAUUGCAAAGUUCGGGACUUGUUUAAACCUUUCAUGGCAGACGCGGAAGAAUUUGUGAAAAAGAAGGACAUCGAACAAUCUGCGCGCGCACUUUGUACUGUGACAGACGAACUUUGCAAUAGCUUCUAUUUGGAUCAAGGAUUUCAAGCUUUUGAAGAUAUGUUCGAAGAAAUUGGAAUUUACGUUUCAUCGUUGAUUGCGCACGGCGUUUCGGGAUUUGAAGAAACCAUCGAAUACUUUAUUAAACCGUUACAGGGCGAUGCAGAAGCCUCGAAACACCUUCAAGCGUUACCGGAAAUAUUGAGUCAGAAAAAUAUCGCCUUAAGCGAAACACUGCCUACUUCUGAAAUUUGGCGCCCGAUUCGAAUGUGUCGUCUGCUGAUACAGAAAUUUGCAAACGACAAAACCGGAUCACACCUUUUCGACCAUCUUGGUUGCAUGUAUCACUCCGCCUCGAAGUCAAACGACGAGCAACGACAAGACGCUCUGCAGCGCGCAGACGCUGCAUUCAAGGAGGCGCUUGGAAAGGAGGAUUGUGGCAUUGGAACGUACGUGGAUUAUGGACGCUUUCUUUGCAGAACCAAGCGCUUUGAAGACAGCAUUCCGCUGCUGCGGAAGGUCAUUUUAAAGGAGAACAAAAAGCCGGAGAGUAUAAACUACUACGGGAAAAUGGAGUCGCUCGUAUCAGACGAAUUUAUGAAGAAAGAAAUAACUUCUUCGGACGGUUUUGAAAUAUUUAGCGUCUCGUUUUCGUACUAUUUAAUGUGCGAGUGCUAUAUAAAACUGAAAAAGAAGCAAGAUUUUCUUAAGACCAUGAAGCAGUUCGAAGAACUUUGCGCGGAAAUUCAAGAUGCGAACUCGUAUUCGUUGCUAGGUUACACCGCUAUGAAAGUUCACCAGUUCAAAAAGGCGCAUGCGCAUUUCAAGAAGGUCCAAGAACUGCAACCGGACAAUAAUUUAGUCCUGGAAAAUACUAAAAGCUGCUCGAAGUACGAUUCUAAGAACGUAUCCGAUGAAAGUUUGGACUUGUCGAAAACUAUGGAAAAGUUGAAAUUCUGAAGAAUGCUUGUUGUUGUUCACAUAUAGUCGUGCAAUUCCGCAUUGGCAACUCGCAGUUUUAGUAAUAAGAUCAUUUUAAAGUAACAUAAAAUUACAACGGAUAACUGCACGCUUGUAACUCGAGCUGAAAGGUUCCGCAGGGAUAAUGACACAACGUUCUUCGGCUCAGGCACUCGUACGGACAUAGCCUUUCUAGCGAAUUACAAAAAUAACAGACAAACCAUCUCUUGGCUAUUUAAUGCAUUGGUAGUUAUGUUCUAGUUUACCACAGUGUUCAGACUAAAGAGUGUAAACGUGACCUAUGAUAUCUACCGUCACUAAGUAAAUGAUGUUAACAUUGCAUGCACGUAUUUGUAAAAUUCUUUUUACACUGAUGCACGUUUAUGGAUAGAGUAAAUUUUUAAUACUUAAACGCGUGUUGUUUGUGUGUUUCUCAAUGAACAAACAGUUUACAAGUACAAAGCGAACAUAAUAAUGCGAGUAACGGGCAAAUGCUAAACUCUGAUAAAGAAUUAAACAAAAUAUCAGUGGAACCUCUUUAAAUCUAACGCUUCCGGACCAACUAGAAAUUCGGAUAUAAAGAAAAGGCGGGUCUGGUUUGGAGGCGAAAUGA